Messenger RNA from Fusarium pseudograminearum CS3096, 351 nucleotides. RefSeq lists its product as uncharacterized. The record is from RefSeq and is a predicted model, not a curated record. Lineage: Eukaryota; Fungi; Ascomycota; Sordariomycetes; Hypocreales; Nectriaceae. The transcript has 2 exons. Bases 1 to 351 code for a protein of 116 amino acids.
AUGUUUGACCAUCUCUCUACAAACUCAAAACUAAACAUCUCAAACCACACACUUCACGCUUCUAAAGCUCCCAUCAUGGACUCCUCCAUCAACCCUUUCACCGGCACGGCCAACGACCCAAACAGCCACUCCAACUUUUUGGCCAACAAGAACUCCAGCCGCAACGAGGCUGUCAUCAUGGGCGGAGUCAUGAUCGGCGCUAUCGUCUUUGUCGUGCUCGUUGGUGUAGGCUGCAUGUUUUAUCGGCAGCGGGCUCGGAAGAUGAAGGCUCAGCAGAGCAAGGACGUUGACGAUGAUGGGCGGUCUGUUUGCUGGGUCCUAGGGGACCAAGUUUACAAUUCUGAAUACUAG